AUGUCUCCUAAUCAUACUGUGCUUGUGACUGGAGUUAAUGGCUUCAUUGGAUCUCAUGUUGCAGACCAAUUCUUGGCUGCAGGGUAUGACGUGAGAGGGACAACAAGAACAAUUAAGAGGGGACAGACUAUCAAGAAGGUACUGGAUGAGAAACAUGGAGCUGGAAGGGUAGAGAUUGUAGCUGUGCCGGACAUCUCAAUCGAUGGCGCAUUUGAUGAAGCUGUGAAAGGAGUCCAUGCUGUCGCUCAUGUAGCAUUAAUUCUGACUUUCGACAAAGAUGCCAGUAAAGUCAUCCCACCCACCGUUGCUGCCACCACCAGUAUUCUCGAGUCAUGCCUCAAAGAAAAAUCUGUAGCAAGCUUUGUGUAUACCUCAUCCUCAGCCGCAACAUGUCGCGCAAUGGCCAACGUCAAAAGACGCAUCGACUCCAAUUCCUGGAACGAGCAAGACAUCAAGGAAGCAUGGAAGCCAGAAUCGGAAUGGCAAGAAGGCCAGCAAUGGGUCGUUUACGGAGCCAGUAAAGCAGAGGCUGAGAAGGCGCUGUGGAAAUUUAGGGAUGAAAAGAAGCCCCAUUUUACCAUCAAUGCUGUGCUUCCCGACACCAAUUUCGGACCGGUCAUGUUGAAAGAGGAGGUCAGGUCCACAGCGAAUUUCCUCAAAAUGGCAUGUGAUGGGAUGGUCUUACCUCUACAGGGUGUCGCUCCUCAAUAUUGGGUAGAUGUCCGAGAUACAGCGAGAUUGCACGUCGCAGCAGUCAAGUACCCAGACGUGAACGGACGCCGUAUUUUCGGAUGGGUGAAACCCUAUAAUUGGAACCAGGUGUUGAAAGUGUUGAGAAAGAUUCGACCUGGCCAUAAGUUUCCUGACGAUAUUCCGGACCCAGGGCUGGAUCUGACUGAAAUCGAUGUUACGGAAGAUGAGAAGUUGCUCGCAAGGCUCAAAGGGACUGGAUGGACACCGUUCAACGAGUGCUUAGAUGCGUCGUUGAAGAGUUAUGGGUAUUGAUGAAAGGGCCUUGUGAGAAACGGUCGUUGCAAUCCCAGUUGGUGUAACGUCGCUAAAUCUAAGCAAAGCAAGCCACAUAUUAUGACUAAACUAGAAGCAGAACAUCAUUAGAUCCAGAAUAUCAGUCAAAAUCCUGCAGACGGCUAAUCACGACCUGCUUGAAAUUUUAAACUCCUCUUGACAAGCUCUCAAAUUACACGGCCUUACUAGUCGAGUAAAAGGGAAACUUAGUAAGUUUUACCAAACAGUGCAGUAUAGAACGAGCUUGCAGCAACA
This is a messenger RNA of Mollisia scopiformis, 1281 nucleotides long. Its product is annotated as NAD-P-binding protein. Bases 1 to 1005 code for a protein of 334 amino acids. Lineage: Eukaryota; Fungi; Ascomycota; Leotiomycetes; Helotiales; Mollisiaceae. Gene Ontology annotation, molecular function: oxidoreductase activity, acting on the CH-OH group of donors, NAD or NADP as acceptor. The transcript has 4 exons. The record is from RefSeq and is a predicted model, not a curated record.